This is a messenger RNA of Cololabis saira (Pacific saury), 17374 nucleotides long. RefSeq names its product SCO-spondin (gene sspo). Lineage: Eukaryota; Metazoa; Chordata; Actinopteri; Beloniformes; Belonidae. Gene Ontology annotation, cellular component: extracellular matrix. Gene Ontology annotation, molecular function: protein binding. The record is from RefSeq and is a predicted model, not a curated record. The transcript has 117 exons. Bases 1 to 17085 code for a protein of 5694 amino acids.
AUGUGGGGGAUCAUGGAGACGGUGGUUGUGAUGGUGCUGGCUGUGCAGGCCGUGCUGGGAGCGGGGCGCUGGUGUGAACACGAGGUGGAGGAGCAGGUGGAGCGCGUCCUCUCUCCACGCCUGCAGCUCGAGGCCAGCUGCUCUGCCGUGUAUCAGUACAACGUCCAGGGCUGGAGGCUGGACGUGGACCGGAUGCGUGUCCGGCAUGGGGGCGACGACGGCAUCGCACUGUAUUACAAACAACAGGGGCCAAAGGCAACCUGUCUCUUGUACAAACCCCCGGAGAUGGAGAGGGAGAUGGUGAACAGGACGGUGAGAGCGUGUUGUGAGGGCUGGGCUGGACCUCGCUGCUCUCAGGGUGUGGGUUUGGGCUUUCGUGGUCAAUGCUACUCCACAUGGAGCUGUGAGGAAUUUCCUGGAGUUCACAAUUCCUCCCUGAUGUCCAUGGAGCAGUGCUGCAGCACCAUGUGGGGACUGACCUGGAGGAACGUCUCCGACCAGACCUGCCUGUCCUGCACCUACACUCUCCUGCCAGAUGCCCAGUCUUCUCCUGUGGUGCGUAGUGGUCUGCUGGGCACUGCCAGGGUCCCCCAGAGCUCCGCCACCUGCAUGUCCUGGGGGGGAGCCCACUACCGCACCUUUGACAGGAAGCACUUCCACUUCCAGGGCAGCUGCACCUACCUGCUGGCUUCAUCCACCGACGGGACCUGGGCUGUGUACAUCAGCACGGUCUGUGAUGGAGGAGGGGAAUGCAGUAAGGCACUGAGGAUGAUGCUGGGCCUAGAUUUGGUUUCAAUUCAUAAAAGGAACUUAACUCUAAACAACCGUCCUGUUGCUGGGGAAUCGCUGUUUCAAAAUGGGGUCAGCCUGCACUGGCUCGGGGACUUCGUCUUCGUGGAGAGCGGCCUGGGCCUCAGGCUGAAGUUCGACCUGCUCAACACUGUGUACCUGACGGUGACGGCCGAGCACCUGGGGGCCACCAGGGGGCUCUGCGGCCUCUACAACAGCAACCCCAACGAUGAUUUCACCACUCUGGGAGGGAGCGUGUCCAUGUACGCGGCCAGCUUCGGAAAUUCCUGGAGAGUCCCGGACCAGCAUAACGAGGGCUGCAGCGAUGCGGCGGAGCUCGGCCACAGCUGUGACGUCGCCGGCGAUGCCGCUCUUCGCAGGCGGGCAGAAUCCGUCUGCCAGCAGCUUUCGGAGAAUCCUUUCACACAUUGCCACCUCCGGGUGGACCCGGCUGCCUACAUGGACACCUGUCUGUACCUGUACUGCAGCCUGGCCCCCGCGGACCGGCAGGGUGCUGUGUGUGACACCCUGGCCAGCUACGCCCGCGAGUGUGCCCAGCAGAACGUCAUCGUGGUGUGGAGGACAGACAAACUCUGUGGUCGCGUCUGUCCCAGAGGUCAGGUGUUCUCCGACUGCGUGUCCUCCUGUCCUCCCAGCUGCUCCUCCCCCCAGCCAGCAGGGCCGUCGGCGGGCCCGGGGCGGUGCAGCGAGGAGUGUGUGGGGGGCUGCGAGUGCCCCCCCGGCCUCUACCUGCACCAGGGCGCCUGUCUGCAGAGAGACCGCUGUCCCUGCUUCCACCGCAGACGCAGCCACCGGCCCGGGGACACCAUCCAACACCGAUGCAACACCUGUGUGUGCAGAGCAGGCCAGUGGCAGUGCACGGGGGAGAAGUGUGCAGGACAGUGCACGCUGAUUGGGGCGUUACGGGUGACCACCUUUGACAAGAAGAGGUAUUCCCUGCAGGGGGGGGACUGCCCCUUCAUCGCUGUGGAGGACUUUGUGGACAGGAAGCUGGUGGUGGCCGUGCGCUGUGGAGAGUGUCCGGCAGGAGGACGAGGAGGCGGCGGAGAGCAGGGCUGUCUGAAGGAGGUGCUGGUCACGGUGCUCCACACCACAGUCAGAGUUACAGACACGGGUGCAGUGACCUUGAACGGCCAGAGGGAGGCGCUGCCCGUAAUGACAGGGGACCUGGUUGUCCGCAGGGCCUCGUCUUCAUUCCUCCUCAUCCAAACCUUCGGAGCCCAGAUACUCUGGUACCUAGACGGACCCUUUGCCCUCAUCAGCCUUCAGCCUGGAUUUGCUAACAAGGUGCGUGGUCUGUGUGGGACCCUGACCUGGAGCCAGCACGACGACUUCACCACCCCGGAAGGAGACGUGGAGAACAGUGUGACAUCUUUUGUGGAGAAGUUCACGACGGAGCGCUGCAGCCUGCCCAGAGGGCUGCAGCCUGACCCCUGCUCCACCUACACCCAGAGACGGAGCUACGCAGAGACGCUCUGCGCCAUCAUACACAGCCCUGUCUUUCAGGUGUGUCAUGACGUGGUGGAGAGGGAGCCCUAUUUCCACCUGUGCCUGUCAGAAGUGUGUGGCUGUGCUCAGAAGUCUUGCCACUGCACUAUACUCACCGCUUACGCCCAACACUGUGCUCAGGAAGGAGCAGUGGUCCAGUGGCGCAACCAGACCUUCUGCCCGGUCCAGUGUUCGGGGGGUCAGGUGUUUCAGGAAUGUGGUCGUGCCUGCGGGGGCUCCUGCUCAGACCUGCAGAAGACCUGGAGCUGCAUGGAUGCCGGUAGCGACAGCAUUUGUGUUCCGGGUUGCCAGUGUCCAGCAGAACUGGUGCAGGACCACCGGGGCCAGUGCGUGCCCAGCGCUCUGUGCCCGUGUGUGCAAGGAGACCAGAUGUACUCACCUGGGGCUUCACUUCAGAACAACUGCAACACCUGCGUGUGCGAACGGGGACAGUUCAACUGCACUCAGAAGCGCUGUGAGGGUGUGCAGCGAUGUCCGGGCUCUUUGGUCUACUCCCCACACUCCUGCCUGCUCAGCUGCUCCGGCCUGGACCCCCCCGGUCACCAGCAGGCGUCCGGCGGGACUCAGUCCUGCAGAGAGCCGCUGUCUGGCUGCGUCUGCCCUCAGGGAACAGUCUUACUGGGUGAUGGCUGUGUGCUGCCGGAGGAAUGUCCGUGUCACCACAACGGUCGGCUUUACUACAGCAACGACACCAUCACUAAAGACUGCAACACCUGUGUGUGCAAGCAGCGCCGCUGGCACUGCACCCAGGCCGUCUGCGCCGGGGUGUGCGUGGCCACCGGCGACCCCCACUACGUCACGUUCGACGGCCGCUGCUUCUCCUUCCUGGGCGACUGCCAGUACGUGCUGGCCAGAGAGAGCAGCGGCCUGUUCAGCGUCACGGCGGAGAACGUGCCCUGCGGGAGCACCGGGGUCACCUGCACCAAGUCAGUCACCCUCAGCCUGGGACACACCGUCAUCCACUUGCUGAGAGGUAAAGCUGUAACUGUCAACGGGAUGCCGGUUACCCUCCCAAAGUCCUACAGCGGCAGCGGCCUCAUUGUGGAGAGGGUGGGCUUGUUCGUCUCUCUUUCUUCCCGACUCGGAGUCACGUUGCUGUGGGACGGAGGUAUGCGCGUGUACGUUCACCUGGCAGCCCAUCUGCGGGGCAGGGUCGGGGGGCUGUGCGGCAACUUUGACGGAGACACCGAGAACGACUUCACAACGCGGCAGGGCAUCGUGGAGUCCACCGCUGAGCUUUUUGGGAAUUCCUGGAAGGUCAGUCCCUCCUGCCCCGAUGUGGCGAACCAGGACCUCCGAGAUCCCUGCGCUCUGAGCCCCCACAGGGUGCCGUGGGCCCGGAGGAGAUGCUCCGUCCUCACGCAGGACCUGUUCUCCCAGUGCCACGCCGACGUGCCCUUCCAGCAGUACUACAGCUGGUGUGUCUUUGACGCUUGUGGCUGCGACUCGGGAGGCGACUGUGAAUGUCUGUGCACAGCCAUCGCGUCCUACGCCGAGGAGUGCAACCGGCGAGGGAUUUACAUCCGCUGGAGGUCCCAGGAGCUCUGUCCCCUGCAGUGUGAGAGAGGGCUGGUGUACGACCCGUGCGGCCCGGCCUGCUCUCUGUCGUGUCCCAGUGAUCAGCAGAGUCCUUAUUCUCAGUGUGGCGUGCUGUCGUGUGUGGAGGGCUGCUUCUGCCCCGCCGGCACCGUCCAACAUGGCGGCGGCUGCGUGUCGCCUGCAGAGUGUCCGUGUGCGUGGGACGGCUCCAUGUUCCCCCCCGGAACCACCAUCACCCAGCACUGCCAGAACUGCUCCUGUGAGGAGGGUGUGUGGCAGUGUGAGGGCGUGUCCUGCCCUCCGCCCCCCCCUCCCUGUCUGGAGUCAGAGUUCCCCUGCGCCGCCGGCCGUUGCAUCCCCUCUCAGUGGGCGUGUGACAACCAGGACGACUGCGGGGACGGCUCAGACGAGGUCUGUCCGUCCACCUGCUCCCCGGACCAGUUCCGCUGCGCCGGCACGCCCAGUGGACCAUGUUUGAACCUGGCUCUGCGUUGUGAUGGCCACCCAGACUGUGCUGACCAAUCGGACGAGGAGUUCUGCGGACCCCCCACGCCCGUGCCCCUGUGCCCACCCGGCGAGUUUCAGUGUGCAAACGGAAAGUGCCUGGCAGCCAGCCGCGUCUGUGACGGACGGCUGGACUGCGGCUUUGCCGAUGCGUCUGAUGAGCAAGACUGUGGUGUGGUGUGUGAUGAGGGGGAGUUUCUGUGUCCGGGAGGACGCUGUAUUCUCUACUUGCACCGGUGCGACGGCCACGAUGACUGCGGAGACCUCAGCGACGAGAGAGGGUGUGUCUGUGCAGCGGGGGAGUUCCAGUGUCCCGGCGACCAGUGCGUCCCUGCAGAGCGAGUGUGUGACGGACACAGAGACUGCCGUUCAGGGACGGAUGAAGCAGUCUGUCCACGUAAAGUGACCUGUGCCCCCGACCAGUUUGCCUGCGGUGACGGCACCUGUGUCCCCACAAGCAAGCUGUGUGACGGAGCGGCUGACUGUCCGGGCCGGGAGGACGAGGACCGACCCGGCUGCUCCACCGGGGUCGUGACCCCGCCGGUCACUCCCAGCACAGCCUGCAGGUCGUAUGAGUUCAGCUGUGCCACCGGGGGACAGUGCGUGCCUCGGGCCUGGCGGUGCGAUGGGGAGACAGACUGCAUGGAUGGCAGUGACGAGCAGCGGUGUGCUGCCCCGUGCCGCUCUGGCCAGGUGCCUUGCUUCAGCGGGGAUCAGUGCGUGGAUUACCAGCAGCUUUGUGAUGGUAUCCCGCACUGCAGAGAUGCCUCGGAUGAGAACAUUGACAACUGUGGCUCGACCAUGAUCCCUCCCUGUCCGGGCAGCUUCCCGUGUGACAACCGCACUUGUGUGAACAUGUCACAAGUCUGCAACGGCAUCCCCAACUGUCCACGGGGCGACGAUGAGCUGGUGUGUGAUAAAACGGUGUCACCGCAGCCCCCUGGCGGCAGGAACACCACCUGCUUUGAGCACACCUGCCUGGAUGGGACCUGUAUUCCCUUUAACUCGGUGUGCAACGGUUUGCCAGACUGUCCGGACUCCUCCCUGACACCUAUUGGAGGACCCACGGAUGAGCAGGGCUGCAGGACCUGGAGCUCCUGGGGGCCCUGGACCCCCUGCAGUACCUCCUGCGGGACUGGUUCCAUGAGCCGGGAGAGGUCCUGCCCCCCAGGGGACCCGCUGCGCCACUGCAGCGGCCACAGCGUCCAGAGGCAGCAGUGCUUCAACACCACCUGCCCUGUGGACGGCCGGUGGCUUCCCUGGGGCAGCUGGUCCAACUGUUCCAGUGCUUGUGGCGGGGUGCAGGUGAGGCACAGGGGCUGCUCCCCCCCGCACUACGGGGGCCGGGACUGUCUUCAGCUCGCUGGACCAUCCAAUCUCUCCAUGGAGAUCAAACGGUGUCCUGAAGACGGGUGUGUGAACGUCAGCUGUCCUCCGGGCCUAGAGAGACGCAGCUGCGCCCCCUGCCCGGUGUCCUGCGCCCACGUCAGCAGCGGGGCCCCCUGUGACCCCCCCAGCUCCUGCUCCUCCGGUUGCUGGUGUCCGGACGGCCAGGUGAUGAGCCACGCCCAGCGAUGCGUGUGGCCGGGAGAGUGUCCGUGUGACGUCUCAGGCGUGCGUUACUGGCCCGGCCAGCAGGUCAAGGUGGACUGCCAGGUCUGUGUGUGCGAGCGAGGGAAGCCUCAGCGGUGUCGGCCCAAUCUGGACUGCUCAGUGCACUGCGGCUGGUCGUCCUGGUCCGGGUGGGGGGACUGUCUGGGGCCCUGCGGGGUCCAGAGUGUGCAGUGGUCCUUCCGCAGCCCCAACAACCCCAGCAGGCACGGAGACGGGAGGCUCUGCAGAGGGAUCUACAGGAAGGCCCGCCGGUGUCAGACGGCCCCGUGUGACGAGUGUGAGUAUCAGGGUCGCUCCCAUGCAGUGGGAGACAGAUGGCGGUCAGAGCGCUGCCGUUUCUGCCACUGCCUCCCCAACCUGACGGUGCAGUGUUCCCUCUACUGCCCAUACGCUGUCAGCGGGUGCCCGGAGGGCCUGAAGUUGGUUCCCGGCGAGGCAGACAGGUGUUGUUACUGCCAAGGUGAAAAUGCCACCGAGUCUGUCACCACCAGCCCCGACAGGGUCACCUCCAAACCAGCAGGGGGCAGCACACCCCUGGUCCCCACAUAUCCACUUCCUCCUGAAGACGAGUGUUGGGCUCCCCUGGGAGUCCAGACUCUACCAGCGUCCAGCUUCACAGCCUCGUCCCAGCAGGCGGGUCACCCCCCUGAGGCCGCUCGUCUGCACGGGUGGGACAUGCACAGGGACCUCCAGGGCUGGAGUCCAGAGCCAGAGGAGUAUAAGGAUUUACCCCAGCGGAGACCGGAGGGCCACGCUGGUGACACACGGAGUCCCUACAUACAAGUAGACCUGCUGAAACCAUACAACAUCACGGGCGUGCUGACUCAGGGCGGUGGUGCGUUCAGCACCUUCGUGUCCAGCUUCUCCCUCCAGUUCAGCCCGGAUGGACACCGGUGGCACACGUACAAGGAGCUGGUGUCUGACGCCCGGCCCCGAGCCAAGGUUUUUCUGGCCAACUCUGAUGACGGAGGUGUGGCGGAGAACAGACUGGACAGGAUGGUGUCGGCCCGGUUCGUCCGCCUGCUGCCCCAUGACUUCAAAAACGGCAUCUACCUCCGGCUUGAGGUCAUGGGCUGCGGGGAUGGUUCCCGUUGGUCGACCCCGACUCCACCUUCUCCGGUCUCUCCGGUCUCUCCAGGGGGGUGCAGAGAGAAGGAGUUCAGCUGUGGGAACGGUCGCUGUGUGCCGGCAGGCCCCCUGGGAGUCGUCUGUGACGGGGUGAACGACUGCGGGGACGGAUCAGACGAGAUGCACUGCGGCACCCAGCCCUCCUCCACAGCCCCCAGCCCCCGCUGCCCCCCCGGGCAGUUCUCCUGCCCCCCUCCAGGGGGCUGCAUCGACGCGGGGCUGCGCUGUGACGGCAUUCCUCACUGCCCGAGAGGAGAGGAUGAAAGUGGAUGUCACCCCCACGAUGCCACCACUCCGUCAGUGAGGCCACACACACCCACUCCUUCCCCUCUGAAAACUCCCUCCACGGCUGCCGUCACCAGCCCUGCUGAGGCACCGACAGAUGGCAGCCCUGGAUAUCAUGGUGUGUGCGCCUCUCCCCUGGGACUGGAGGACGGCAGAAUUCGCUACGGUCAGCUGACAUCGUCCUCACAUCGGGAGAACAGCCCUGCCGAUGCUGGAAGGCUGAACAUCGUCCCAAACAUUCAGGUGAUGGAACCCGGCUGGAGCCCGAAGCCUACAGAUCCGCAGCCAUAUUUCCAGGUGGAUUUCCUGGAACCUGCGUGGAUCUCGGGGCUGGUGACGCAGGGCAGUGAACGCAUGUGGGGUUACCUCACCAAAUACCGCCUGUCGUUCGCCCUGCACAGCAGCCUGUUCACAAACUACACAGAGAACAGGAAGCCUGGUGGCCCCAAUAAGGUGUUUGAGGUGCGGAUGGUGGGCAGGAAGCCCGUGACCCGCUGGCUCGGGCGGCUGGUCCGAGCUCGCUACAUGCGCAUCAUCCCGGUGGAGUUCAGGCACCCCUUCCACCUGCGGGUGGAGGUCCUGGGCUGCAGAGGAGACGAGCUGGUGACCCCCAGCAGUGAGACCACGGCCGCGCACCGCUGUCCAACUGGCCAGGUCCCGUGCCAGCACAGUGAGGAGUGUGUCCUGGUGUCGGUGCUGUGUGACGGCCGACCGGACUGCACGGACCACUCUGACGAGACCGGCUGUGGAACUACAGGUUCCCCAGGUCUGCUUACUACCAGGUCUCAAGGUGGUUUUCCUGGUGUGGCAACGCCUGGAGUUACAGGACCAACUACUCCGUCUGUCUAUCCUGGGGUCACCACAGGUCACCCUGGACUGCACCUCAGGACAUCGGUCCGGCCGGGAAAACCUGGUCUUCAAACCACCGAGGCCCCCUCGGUCACUGCAACCUCCCCUGAUGGUGGCCUACCCAGGGUGCUUUGCGUUCAGGGACAGUUUGCAUGCCGGUCAUUUGGCUGUGUGGACUCUGCACAAGUCUGUGAUGGAGGAAGGGACUGCUUGGAUGGGUCAGAUGAAGAGCGAUGCGGCACCACGGCCGGGCCCCCGGCGACCUCCCGGCUGCCCCCGGUCCCCCCGGUCCCCAGUCCCUGCUCCUCCAAGCAGUUCUCCUGUGAGAGCGGGGAGUGCAUCCAGAUGAGCCGCAGGUGCAACCUGCACAGGGACUGUGCCGAUGGCUCAGAUGAGAAGCACUGUGUGGACUGCAUCAUGUCUCCAUGGACGGCGUGGAGCAGCUGCAGCGUGACGUGUGGCCUGGGCUCCUUGUUCCGGCAGAGGGACAUCCUGAGGGACGCUCUGCCCGGGGGCUCCUGCGGUGGAGCUCAGUUUGACAGCAGAGCCUGCUUCCUGAAAGCCUGUCCAGUGAACGGUCAUUGGUCCGAGUGGACAGAGUGGUCUCAGUGUGACGCCCCCUGUGGAGGAGGAGUCCGGCAGAGGAUCCGGACCUGCUCCGCCCCCCCCCCUAAGAACGGUGGACGAGACUGUGAGGGCAUGACUCAGCAGAGUCACAGCUGCAACAUGCAGUCAUGCACCAAUGAGACUGGGACCCAGACAGGCUGCGUCCACGGCAUGGUGCUGGUGACGAGGGACGACUGCCAGGCUGGACGAGUCGAACCCUGUCCUCCUAUGUGUUCAGAUGUCAGCAUGACCAGCAACUGCACUGCAGCAUGUAUAGUGGGGUGCCGCUGUCCCCCCGGGCUGUUCCUGCAGGAGGGCCGGUGUGUGAACGCCAGCCGGUGUCUCUGCCAGUGGGAGGGAGAACCACUGCAGCCAGGACAGGUGAUCAGGAGGAACCCGUGCAGCACAUGUGUGUGCAAAGAGGGGAACGUGACCUGCGACACAUCCAAAUGCCGGGCCGCCUGUCACUGGUCAGCCUGGUCUUCGUGGUCCCCCUGUGAUGUCACCUGCGGCGUGGGGCUGCAGCAACGAUACAGGUCUGCGGUGAAUCCAGCAGGAGCCGUCCAGCCCUGUCCAGGAGACUCCUCCGAGGCCCGGCGCUGUUUCCACCAGUGUCUCCCCGGACUUCCAGAUGGAGCGUGGAGUAAAUGGACCGUCUGGUCUGAGUGCAGUAAGACAUGUUUCAGCCAUGUAAAUGAUGUCGGGAUUAGGCGACGAUUUCGCGGCUGCGAUCACACACACAAUCAGUCUCUCUGCCACGGGGACAGUGAGGAGCAGGAGCCCUGCAACACUGUACACUGUCCAGUUCAUGGUGGUUGGUCGGCCUGGUCGGCGUGGUCUGAGUGCUCCACUGACUGUGACUCUGGUGUUCAGACAAGAGAGAGAUUCUGCAGUUUACCGGCACCGCAGCACGGUGGCCAUAGCUGCACCGGGCCUCACAUUCAGACAAGAGACUGCAACUCCCACCCCUGUUCAGGUGUGUGUCCAGAGGGCAUGACGUACAUGACGGUGGCUGAGUGCAGGGCUCAGGGCGGUGCGUGUCCGCGGGUGUGCCUGGACAUGACCCCCGCCGAGGUGCAGUGUGCCACCACCUGCUACGAUGGCUGCUACUGCGGCCCGGGUUUCUACCUGUUCAACAGCAGCUGCGUGCCUUUGGCCCGGUGUCCCUGUUACCACCGGGGGGAGAUGUACCCAGCCAGUACUCGCCUGCCUGUCGACGCUUGUAAUAACUGUACUUGCACUAACGGAGAAAUGGAGUGUGGUGCUGCUCCUUGCCCAGUGGACUGUGGGUGGAGCACUUGGACAGGGUGGAGCGACUGCAGCAGAACGUGUGAUGUCGGAGUGCGAAGGCGCUACCGUUCGGGCACCAAUCCUCUCCCGGCGUACGGCGGCCAGCCCUGCGAAGGGCAGCGAGUCGGCAUCGAUACCUGCAGCAUCGAGCCCUGCCUUGGAACCAAGGAGCCGUGGAGCGGGUGGUCCGAGUGCUCGGUGACGUGCGGCGGAGGUUACAGGACCCGGACCCGCGGGCCUAUCAGAAUCCACGGCACUGCUCAGCAGUUCAGUGCCUGCAACCUGCAGCCUUGUGGCGGCAGCAGGGCCUGUCCUCCGGGCCUGGAGUGGAAACAGUGUGUGGCGGGGGCCGUGUCCUGUCUGGACAUCACCAUGGAGCUGAGCAGGAACUGCACCGCCGGCUGCCAGUGUCCUCCGGGGACCGUUCUUCAGGACGGAGUCUGUGUGCCGGAGUCUAACUGCCGCUGUGACGUCGACGGAGUGCAGUACAACCCUGGAGACACCGUCAGCAGAAAGUGCAGUAACUGCACAUGUGAAGGAGGACGGCUGGUCAACUGCUCUCAAUUCAGCUGCAACUCUGAUGGCCAGUGGUCGGGGUGGACCCCCUGGGGCCAGUGCUCGGUGUCGUGCGGGGCCGGUCUCCAGUCCCGAUACCGGUUCUGUUCAACUCGCCAGCAGCAGUCCAGCAGUGCUCCGUCAUGUGUCGGCCCUCACCGGGAAGAUCAAGUCUGUGUCGGCGGCCCAUGCGACCGAGAUGGAGGCUGGAGUCAGUGGAGUAAUUGGACCGAUUGCACCAAGUCCUGUGGUGGAGGGAUGCGGAGCCGGAGGAGAAGUUGUGACAGCCCGGCGCCGGAGGGGGAGGGGAACUACUGCGAGGGCUUGGGAACCAAAGUCCUAUCGUGUAACACUGACCACUGCCCCGUGGCUCCGUGUUCCCAGGUUCCAGGCACGGCGUUCAGCAGCUGUGGGCCGUCCUGCCCGCGGUCGUGUGACGACCUGGCGCACUGUGAGUGGCUCUGUGAGCCCGGCUGCUACUGCACCGAGGGGAAGGUGCUGUCGGCCAACGGCACGGCGUGUGUCCAGAGGGAGGACUGCCCCUGCCUGGACCUGAACACUGGACGCAGGCUGGAACCUGCAGAGAUCACCCAGGCCCCUGAUGGAUGCAAUAACUGCACCUGCCACAGUGGGAGGUUCAACUGCACCAGGAAGCUCUGCCCAGUUUCAGGCGGCUGGUGCCGGUGGUCCGACUGGACUCCCUGCUCCAGGACCUGCGGGGCUGAGUCCGUGUCCCGCUACAGGAGCUGCAGCUGUCCUGAACCCAAGGCUGGAGGGGAGACUUGUCCCGGAGAACAGGAGCUCCACAGCGGGACUGGGGUUCAGAUCCAGAGACAGCCCUGCCCCGUCACCACUUUCUGCCCAGUUCACGGUUCAUGGAGUUCCUGGUCGGCGUGGUCGGAGUGUGACGGCUGCACCGGUUCAUCCACCCGCACCAGGGAGUGCAACAGCCCGCCCGCCAGAUUCGGUGGCCUGCCCUGUCUAGGGGAGGGCAGGCAAAGCCGCGGUUGCCAUGACAACAUCACCGUCUGCUCAGACUGCGGUGCCAGCCAGCAGGAAUGGCCCUGUGGGAAGCCUUGUCCCCGCGACUGCUCAGAUCUCCAUGGUGAUGCCGAGUGCCUGGACUCCCUGGAGUGCAGCCAGACCUGCGGUUGUCAGGGCGACAUGGUCCUGCAGGAUGGAGUGUGUGUGGGCCAGGACGAGUGUCGCUGCAAAUACUACAACGGCUCCACUGCCGGUGGACUGGACCCUAGUAACUCAUCCUGGGUGUGGCCCGGUCGAUCUGAUUGGCAGUUUGCAAAUCCAGGAGACAACAUCAUUAGUGACUGCAGAAACUGCUCAUGUGAGGCUGGGGUGAUGCAUUGUCAAUCCGUGCCCGGUUGCCAUGUCGACGGGGCCUGGGGCCAAUGGGGAAGCUGGACCAAGUGCUCGCUUUCCUGCGGUGGAGGAAUGAAAUUCAGGAAACGGCUGUGCAACAACCCGACUCCUCAGAGCGGCGGGAGAGGCUGCCUGGGCGACUCCGACCAGCAGAGGGGCUGCAACACGCAGCAGUGCGCAGACCCUGGGGGCCCGUGGCUGCCCUGGUCUCCGUGGUCCCAGUGCUCGGUCAGCUGUGGGGGGGGGCAGCAGUCCCGCUCCCGGCUCUGCAGCUCCCCCUGCCACGGCCUCAGUCGCCAGAGCAAAACCUGCAACACACAAGUCUGCUUCGAUGUGGGCUGCCCUCCUGGCCGCCUGUACAGGGAGUGUGAGCGCGGAGAAGACUGUCCCUUCAACUGCGCCCAGGUCAGCGGCAGGGAGGGCUGCUACUCCGACGGCUGUGAGGAAGGCUGUCACUGUCCCCCGCACACCUACCAGCACCGCGGAGUCUGCCUGCCGGAGUGCCCGUGUCUGGUGGAUGAAGAGUUCCUGGCCUCCCUGCAGAGUGUGUCCGUCACCCCCGUCUCCUCGCUGCUGCUCCAUAACGUGUCGGAGGGAGCUGAACUGCAGUCUGGAGACACAGUGGUGCAUGAAUGCAGCUCCUGUUCCUGCGAGCACGGCAGGUGGAACUGCUCCCUGGAGCACUGCCCCGUGGACGGGGGCCUGUCCCCGUGGGGCCCCUGGAGCCCCUGCUCGCUCUCCUGCGGAGGUCUCGGGGUCAGGUCCCGGUUCAGGGGCUGCACAAAGCCUGCUCCGGCCCACGGAGGGAGAGACUGUCAGGGGCCCCGCCAGGAAACAACCUUCUGCCAGGCUCCCGACUGUCCAGCUGUUGUCCCGACAGAGGAACCACCCACUCCAGAAGAGGAUUCUGGCUUCUCUCCUUGGUCAGUGUGGAGUCCUUGCACAAAAACGUGCACUGACGUUCAGAACCCGGCCAGGAAGUCUCGGCGUCGGCACUGCAUCAAACCUCCGUGCUCUGGAAGCCCUCGGGAGGAGAAGGCCUGCAACCUGCCCCAGUGUCCAGGUGACAUAUGUGUGAGCACCGACUGUGCACGUAGAAACUGUUCGUGGACAGAGUGGGGGGAGUGGAGCCCCUGUUCACGGUCCUGUGGAGUGGGACAGCAGCAGAGGAUCAGAACUUUCCUCCGGCCCGGCUCCAACGGCUCGUGGUGCGAGGACAUCAUCGGAGGGAACCUGGAGCAUCAGUUCUGCAACAUCGCCCCCUGCAAAGUUGACGGAGGCUGGUCCCGCUGGAGUCCCUGGUCCCACUGUGACAAACGCUGCGGUGGCGGACGCUCCAUACGAACGCGCUCCUGCUCCAGCCCUCCGCCCAAGAACGGUGGCAGGAGGUGUGAGGGAGAGAAGAACCAGGUCAAGCCCUGCAACACUAAAGCAUGUGGUGAGAAGGGCUGCCCCCCAGGCCAAGAGUUUGUGCAGUGUGCAAACCAGUGUCCGCAGCGCUGCUCCGACCUCCAGCAGGGCAUCGAGUGCCAGGGACACGCAGAAUGUCAGCCUGGUUGUCGCUGUCCUACAGGUCAGCUGCAGCAGGACGGAGCGUGUGUGCAGCUGUGGCAGUGCGACUGCGUGGACGCGCUGGGACACACUUGGGCGGCCGGCAGCCGGCACCAGGUGGACUGUAACAACUGCAGCUGCGCAGACGGACAGCUCGUCUGCACCAAUCACAGCUGUCAGAUGAGCUGCACUUGGAGCUCCUGGUCCAGUUGGGCGCCAUGCAGUGUAUCCUGCGGACAGGGUCAAAGAAGCAGAUACAGGUCCCUGAUCCCGGAGACUGAAGAAACCAUUUGCCACUUUGAGGAAGUUCAGCAGAAGUCGUGCGAGCCGGGAGCGUGCCCCCCGCUCUGCCUGCUGGACGAGCGGGAGCUCGGCGUGGGAGACACCUGGCUGCAGGGGGAGUGCAAGCAAUGCACAUGUACCCCGGAGGGAGUUUACUGUCAGGACGUCGACUGCAGGGUGGACGGAGGUUGGACCCCCUGGUCCGUGUGGUCCGACUGCUCCGUGACGUGUGGUCAGGGUGCACAUGUUCGAACCCGGGCCUGUAUCAACCCCCCGCCGCGCAACAACGGCUCGUCCUGCAGCGGUCCGGAGAGGGAGACCCAACACUGCCAGACGCCUCUCUGUCUGGACGACCUGUGUCCGUGGUUGCCAUGGUCACCGUGCUCCCAGAGCUGCGGGGCGGGGACUCUGUCCCGACGCAGGAAGUGCAUGUGUGAGGAGGGAGGAGAUGUGGCGUGUCCUCCUGAGGUGGAGGCGGAAAGAAACAGGGAGGAGACCCAGCUGUGCUACAAGCGGCCCUGUCCAGCCUGUCCUAUGUCAGCGUGGAGCGUUUGGUCGCGCUGCUCCUGCCAGUCUCAGAGGCAGCAGCGCUACCGUGUCGCUCUGGUCCCGGCCACCAGGGGCCAACAGUGCUCUCCCGUAGAAACCCAGAGCCGGACCUGCACCCUCAGCCCCUGUGACGCCUGCGACGCCCCGUUUGUGUACUCUGCAUGCGGCGCUCCCUGUGAGAAGCAGUGUGCUCUGCUGGCAGGUGGAGAUCUGUGCUCGGACACCAGGGAGUGCUCACCUGGCUGUUACUGCCCAGAGGGUCUGCUGCAGCUGAACGGCAGCUGUGUUCCUCCAGACGAAUGCGGCUGCACCUUCGUGCAGCACGGAGCUCCAGGACAACCGCCCAAACCCGUCGUCGUGGCCCAGGGGGCCACCGUCACCAUCGGCUGCAGUAGCUGCCUUUGCCACAAUGGGAGUUUGCAUUGUGACUCCAGAGAGUGUGAGGUUGUCCUGAGCGAGUGGUCGGAGUGGACCCCCUGCUCCCCCUGCGUCCCGGCCUCCUCCGAGCCGCUGGCUGCUCUCCUGGAAACGGCUGGUGGCUCCCGCAUGGUCUCCAUCCAGAAGCGCUUCCGUGCGUGUCUGGACAUAGAUUCAGGUCUUCCCACGGCCAGAGAGGAGGAGAGCCGGUGUCCGGGGCUGCUGGUGGAGCAGCGGCUCUGUCCAGAUGUGAACAUCUGCAGAGAUCUGUGUGACUGGAGUGUGUGGAGCAGCUGGACGGCGUGUGCAGACCCAUGCAGCGGUGGGGUCAGGCAGCGCUUCAGGCAGCCCCGGGCAUCACCACCAGGACCCCGCUGCAAGAGCCAGCAGACGCAGAGCCAGAGCUGCAACACGGGACUCUGCCCAGGCGAGCGCUGUGAGGACAGGGAGCGGACCUACCAGGAGACCUGCGCUAAUCGCUGUCCUCGCAGUUGUGCUGACUUAUGGGAGCAUGUGCAGUGUCUCCAAGGAGCCUGCCACUCAGGAUGUCGGUGUCCAGAAGGCCAGCUGUUGCAGGACAGCCGCUGUGUGCCGGUGGCAGAGUGCCGUUGUGGUCUCCCAUCCGGCAACGGGACGCUGCAGUUCCAGCCCAAAGAGGAGGUGACCGUAGACUGCAACACCUGUGUGUGUGAGGGUGGAGUUCUGGUGUGCACCAGACGGCCCUGCCCGGUGUACGAGGCCUGGAGCUCGUGGAGCCCCUGCUCCGUGUCCUGUGGGCGAGGCCAGACGACGAGGACUCGGAGCUGCCGUGACGCUGUGGGCGGCCCCCCCUGUGCUGAAACCACGCAGACACAAGGCUGUGAUCUGCCCUCCUGUCCAGCGGGCUGUUUGCUGGGCCAGUGGUCGGCCUGGAGCGAGUGCAGCGCCACCUGUGGCGGCGGCGUGUCACUACGGAACAAGACCGUCCUCCGAGAGCCGGAGCCGGGCGGGGCCGCCUGCCCCGGCCCACUGGAGCAGCACACUAUCUGCAGCACCCAGAGCUGCCUGCCCGAGUGUCCCAGCGGGCAGGUCUACACUAACUGUUCAGGUUCUUGUCCGUAUUCCUGUGAGGACUUGUGGCCACACACUCAGUGUUUGCUGGGACCCUGCACACCCGGGUGCAAAUGCCCUCCAGGACAGGUGUGGUAUAAGGGCGCCUGUGUAGAUCCUGCUGACUGUCCCUGUUCAUCACUGUCGCUGCCAGCUGAAUACCAGCGUUGGAACGCCACCACUGGAGGUCUCACAGACGUGCUGCUGCAGCCUGGAACCACCGUUCAGCACCUCUGCAACACAUGUGUGUGCCGCGCUGGGGCGUUCCGCUGCUCCGCAGAGCCCUGCCAUGUGGACUGCCAGUGGUCCGGCUGGUCGCCGUGGCGACCCUGCUCAGCCAGCUGCGGUAGCGGUCAGCAGAGCUCGGCCCGCUCUGUGCUGCAGCCCAGCCGGUACGGAGGAGCCCCGUGUGACGGCCCGGCCCUCCGCACGACCGGCUGCACCGCUCCAGACUGUGCGUGUCCUGCUGGGGAGCGGUGGCGGAGGAGCGUGUCGGAGGAGACCCCCCUGUGUGAGAGGAGCUGCCAGGACAUCUACUCUUCUCCUCCCGUCAACUGCAGCCGUGCGGCGGAGGGCUGCGUGUGUCAGGAAGGCCUUUACCGGAACCCGGCGGGGGGCUGUGUCAUCCCGGCCCUCUGCCCCUGCCUGGACCAGGGCGUGCUGCGGGAGGCAGCAUCAGAGUGGGAUGAGGGCUGUCUGUCCUGCAGCUGUGUGAACGGGAGGAAGCGUUGCCAGACGAGGUGUCCCCCCCUCUACUGUGACGAGGGAGAAGUCAAAGUGGAGGAACCAGGCAGUUGCUGUCCAGUCUGCAGAAAACAGUUUCCAGACGAGCCCGUGCCGGAGUGUCGGCGCUACGUUCGAGCCCAGAACAUCACCAAGGGAGACUGCAGGCUGGACAACGUGGAGGUCAGCUUCUGCAGGGGACGCUGCCUGUCCAGGACCGACGUCAUCUUGGAGGAGCCGUACCUGCGCUCAGAGUGUGAGUGCUGCAGCUACCGGCUGGACCAGGACAACCCGGUGCGCUUCCUCAGCCUGCAGUGUGAGAGCGGGGAGAGCGAGCCCGUGGUGCUCCCCGUCAUACACAGCUGCGAGUGCACUAGUUGCCAAGGGGGGGACCUGUCCCGGCGCUGAGUCAGAGUGUGUGAGGUGUGUGAGGUGUGUGUGAGGUGUGUGUGAGGUGUGUGUGAGCGAGUGCCUCUGUGAGUCCAGGAUGAUGAGUGCACAUUAGGUGGAGUGAGAACAGGACGGCCCCCAUGCUGCACGGAGCAGGAGUGAUGGAGGAGUGAUGGAUGUUUCUGGAAGCUGGGAUGGAAGGAAGAAAGUCCCUGCUGAUGAAAACUGUCCCUCGUCAUCAAGACUGAAUGCUACUGCUGAUUGUAGUGCUCUUGUUUAUUCUCCAGCCUGUACAGUCUUUUUCUAU